This is a messenger RNA of Sesamum indicum (sesame), 1400 nucleotides long. RefSeq names its product zinc-finger homeodomain protein 8. Gene Ontology annotation, molecular function: DNA-binding transcription factor activity; transcription cis-regulatory region binding. The record is from RefSeq and is a predicted model, not a curated record. Gene Ontology annotation, cellular component: nucleus. NCBI's taxonomy places the organism in Eukaryota, Viridiplantae, Streptophyta, Magnoliopsida, Lamiales, Pedaliaceae. Gene Ontology annotation, biological process: regulation of DNA-templated transcription; regulation of developmental process.
AUUGUUCUUGUUUUUCCCUUCAAACCCUAAAUACUCCUAAUUUGGUCUUCUACUGUUGAUACCAAACUAAACUCUUCUGGGUUUCAAAACCUUAGAUGUUGUUUCAGUUUCCAUGGAGUUGGGCAAUUCUACCGUCAAAACCCCUGAAGCUGACACUGAAACUCCUACCCGGAUCCAGCCCGCCAAACCCUCCCCUUUCACCAACGGUGUCUUGAAGCGUCACGCUCCCCUCCACCUCCACCAUCCCGUCGUCGUCACCUACAAAGAAUGCUUGAAAAACCACGCCGCCGCCCUCGGCGGCCACGCCCUCGACGGUUGUGGGGAAUUCAUGCCCUCGCCUGCCUCUAAUCCCGCCGAGCCCACCUCCCUCAAAUGCGCUGCCUGGCCACCGCAAGCUCCGGCUCUAGAGUACCAGCCCCACCACCGCCACCACCCUCCCCCACCUCCUCCGCGGGGCAACAGCGGCAGUAGUCCCAAUAAUUCGCCGUCGCCUCCUCCGAUCUCUUCCUCGUACUACCCCUCGGCGCCGCACAUGUUGCUGGCCCUCAGCCACGGUUUGUCCGGCCCACCUCCCGAUAACAACACUCCAAUUCCCACCACCAUUAACGCUGCUUCCGCAACUCUUUUAAACUCCGGCAGCCGGAAGCGCUUCCGCACCAAGUUCACCCAGGAUCAGAAGGAAAAAAUGCAUGAAUUUGCUGAAAAGGUGGGGUGGAAAAUGCAGAAGAGAGACGAAGAUGUGAUAAGUGAAUUCUGCAGGGAAAUCGGCGUGGACAAAGGGGUGUUCAAAGUCUGGAUGCAUAACAACAAGAACACUUUUGCUAAAAAGGAUCAACCAGCUCCCCACUUAUCUAACAACAGUACUACAAUUGCUAUCUCCACUCCGCCGGCAGCCACCACUAACGGUAAUGGCAUAAAUUACAGUGCUAUGAGCUCCGCCGCGGCAGCCUACCAGCACCAGCGCGAGGGAAAUAGUGAAAUCAAACUCCAGAAUAUUCAUGGGCAAGAAAUGAACGAAAAUCAACUCCAUGAUAGUAGUAGUGGUCAUCAUGUUCUUGGUGCUAAUGGCGGCUCUUCUUCUUCUUCUUGAUCAUCUUUUGAUGGGGUUGAGGAUGGAUUAAAAUUGAGUAUUUAGAUAGCGAGAAAAAUGGAUGAAAGGCACGGGAAGGAGGAGCAAAAGCUGCAAUAGUUAGUUUCUUAAUUUUGCCUAUUUAGAUUUUCCCUUUUUCUUAAUCUUGUUUUAAUUAGUUAUUAAUAUGAUGAUGAUCGAUGACUUAGCCAUGAUCAAGCUUUCCGAGGAUGGAUGGAUGGAAAUGGAGGAAUUAAGGAUUGGACUGGAAAUUCUAUUUGUUUAAUUUUCACUUAUCUAAUCAUAUCAAUGUCUGCAGUUUUGUUGACCA